GGCGACGGAGUGGGAUAACAUACCGCUUAUGUCGGCGGCGUUUCUAUUUGUGAAGGAUCCCUUCGCCCAAAAAGGCAACUUCUUCUCCUUCGAAAAACCUCGUUUAGGUUUUCUUGGCUGGCGUCUUUCUACCCCGUUUAGGGUUUUUAUCGAAUUGGACUUGGAUUUCGAUUUGAUCUAUCGAUCCACAGGGUGGUGAUUGCGGCGGAGGCUUGAAUCCUUGGAGGGAUUUCUUCGAUUCGAGGCUAAUGGCUCGGAAUCCAUCUUGCACGGUUUAUAUUGGUAAUUUGGAUGAAAAGAUCAGCGAGAGAGUAUUGUAUGAUAUUCUUAUUCAGGUAGGUCGUGUAAUAGACCUAUAUAUACCUCGGGAUAAGGAAACUAACCGUCACAAGGGCUAUGCUUUCGCGGAAUAUGAAACGGAGGAGAUUGCUGAGUAUGCUGUUAAGCUUUUUUCAGGGCUUGUUCGUCUAAAUAAUAAAACUCUUAAAUUUGCGAUUUCUGGCCAAGACAAGCCCUCUCAAAACACCAUCUCUCCAAUAACACCUAAACCAUUUUCUCCUCUACCAAAACCAUUGCCAAUGCAUUCUGUGCAUGCUCCAGACACAGAUGCGUCUCGAGCAAAUCCAGUAACAACAGCACAGGAAUUAAUUAACUACAGGGUCUCUGGUGGCACCCAUUCUAUUUCUCCUGCUUAUCCCCAAGCAUCUGCUGAAGGGUUAAUAAGUAGGGGGCUCUGCAAUGGCAAUUAUGAGUAUAGUAGGCGUGUUUUGGGGGCUAUGUUGAACAAUGUUAGUCACCCUGGUGCCAGACAUCCAGUCACCUACCCAUCUUAUUAGCAUAGAGCUCAACUCUGGAGCGUGGGGUAUGUAUUAUCAUUAACUUGGUGCUGCAAAAAGAAGUUCUAGUUGUAGAGCCCUUCAGGCUUUUCUUCCUUCUAUCUUCUUAGCAGAUUAAGCCUGUGUAGGGCAGAUCCAGCAGAAUUGCAGCCUGUUUUCUCAUAUUCAGCACCCUUACAUGCAGGCCUGAUCGUUCCUUAAAUAUCAGUUUCUAUGCUUUAUGUUUGUAAGUUGCUAAUUACCGGUCAGAUGUAGGACUGAGUAUCCUGAUCUGCAGCUGGACUCCUUUGCUUAAUUGGUCUGUGUGAUAAUUGUAUGUAGGGUAAUUUCUUAGUUUCUUGGGUUAUUCCUGAUCUCAUGUUUCCCGUUGUACCAAAUCUCCUUCCUGUAAUGUAAAGUAUUGUGACAUGGAAUGAUAUUCAGAAGUUGCAGUUGGGCUCCAUUGCUUUG
Molecule: messenger RNA, 1286 nt
Organism: Phoenix dactylifera (date palm)
Lineage: Eukaryota; Viridiplantae; Streptophyta; Magnoliopsida; Arecales; Arecaceae
Product: RNA-binding (RRM/RBD/RNP motifs) family protein
Molecular function (GO): RNA binding
Source: RefSeq, a predicted model, not a curated record